AGCAAAAAGCAUAUGGUCUGACUUAAGCUUUGUGAAAUUAUGCUACAUAAAACAUCAGCAAGAACCAGAAAACAACAGACGUGCUGCAUGAGAACGCUGAUUCACUGUCUGACAGCAGAUGGCGUUUAUGGAACAGCAGCGAUACAGCACUUCCCUUCCCUUCUGUAAACAAAGCGGCAUUAUGCUUCUAAAUACUACCCCCAACUUUAUCAUGAUUCGAUGAAUAUCUCAACUGACUUGAAUUGUUACUUUUGUAUUGAUUUUCAACUGGCUUGGGACUACAUCGUUACAUCCCUAAUAAAUGUAGCCUUGGUAAGCAUAAAGUUUACAUAAAAUAAUUUACAAAAACAAAUGAAGCUAUUCAUUUUUUAGAAAGUACUGAAUGAAAUCAGUUCCCAACACAUGACAGGCAGAAAGUAAGCAAAUACUUCUUCAUACCCUGCAGUUAGCAAACAUUUUUUGUGUGAAAUAUUUAUCCUGAAACAUGUCUUAUUUAAAAUAAAUGCCAGCCAUUUUUUUUUCUUCUAAUUGAAAGACAUUCAUUAUUUUUCAGUACGGCUGAAGUAUCCAAACUAUUUUUGGGGGGGCUACUGUAUGCAUUGCACACACAGGAAUUUUUCUAACUAGCAACUGAGAGAGUGGAGGAGGAGGAGGAGGAGAAAAGGGUUAGUGUUUCACGUCCUGCCCUCUGUUCUGUUUCUCCUCCUGCUCCCUGCUUGGAAAGAGGGGGAGGGAGACACAGCUCAACAGUUACUACAGGAAACGGAAGAGACCAAAAGACAGAAGUCAUUUCAAAACCCCAGGGUUGUGCAGAUGAUUCAGUCUGUGUGCAUUUGCAGGGUUCUCCUCCUCCAAAACCGUUAUCAGCCACUCCUUACGUCUCCUGCUGGCUCCUUCUUCUCCUCGUUUCUCUGUUUGUGGCAAACAGCCCCCACCCUGAACACCAGGAGAAGUCUUUUUCAACAAAAAGAGGAGAUGCCCCCUCAGCCACAGGUGAAGAGAAGUUUCCCGGAAUUCCUCAAGAGCUUUAUCGGGAUUGUACGGGUCCUCCAGAUCCUCCUGGGAGCCGGGCUUUGGGUCACCAUCGCAGCCAACAAAUAUGAAGGCUCCAUUCACUAUGUGCUGUUUGUGGCUGUGCUUUUCUGGCUCCUCACAUUAGCCAUCUUCAUCCUCACGCUUCUGGACAAGCAGGACCUCGUUCCCAUCGUCGGAGGAGAACGCUGGUUGUUGAGCAACGCCAUCCACGACGUUGCUGCCACUCUGCUGUAUCUGUCCACCAUUGGGAUCAUGAUCUACAAAACCCAAAAGAACUCCUACUGCAACCUGGACGUCUACAAACAUCACUGCUUGUACAAGGUCUACCUCACUGCCUCCAUCUUCGCCUGCCUCACCGCCAGCGUCUAUCUGCUCUCUGCCAUCUACUGCAGCUACAGGAAAUGUCGAGGUGAGCAGACGGUUGUAUGAAAAAUGACUGCAUCCCUCACACCCUGCAACAGCGAGACCUUUUGGCAAGCUUUUUCUGAGACUUAUAAGUCCUUUUUUUUUUAUCAAAGCAGAGGGUUGGUCCUCUUGUCUCAGGCUUCCAGGUUUGUUGCUUUUUAUACAGUAAUUUAUAGAGCUUUUGUACUGCAGUCACACUUAAGUCUAUUUUACAUUUGUUUGUAUGUUGCUGGAGCUCUCUGUACAAGUAGUUUUUUUUUUUUUUGUAUUGUGUUACUGACAACUCAAAGAGCAGUUUGUUGUUUGGCGAAACCAUGUAUUAUUAUUUUUUUUUUCAUUUGAUAUGACAAAAUGUGUACAUAUGCGUGACUGUUUGAUAAUCCUAGAAUGAAUUGCACUGCAUCAAAGAUCUUUACUUCUUCAGCUUUUAAAGAGGGAAAAUAUUUAAUGCAAGACAAAUCAACUAGUGUAAUAUGUGGUUAUUAACAAACUGUUAUUAAGAAAGAAAUAAAGGACAUGCAACUUAAUUUCUGUGUUUUUUUUAAUGUUUAAAUAAAUGGUUUCCUAAUUAGCUUUGGUGAACUUAGGAAUAAAGGGUGUAAUACACCAGCCAGACCAACAUAUUAUGUACUCUUGUGUUGGUCUUGGGUCAUGUGCAAAGAACAGAGAUGUUGGGACAGCGCUACCCUAUGCAGUCAUGAGUUUUAGGAGGAAUACAGUGCAAGUCCAAACCACAAAUUGUGUGUGAAUGUGUUUCUACAUUUCAGAAUAUUAUGUCAUAACUCAUGAUGCUCUAUGUAUUGGAUGAAAAAUACAGUAAAACUGUAAUAAUGCAAUUACAUACUUAUUACAGUAUAACAAUUUACAGCUAUAUUCAUUUAUUUUUAUUUUUCCAUUACUCUAGUUUCCAGUGUCACAUGAUCCUUAUUUAAAAAAUAAAUAAAUUUAACUACACUAAUCAAAAAUGACAAAGACACUUGUGGUUUUAUAAAAUAUUUCUAUUUCAAACAGAUCCUGCUCUUUUUAACCUUUAUUUUUAGUAAUCACAGAAUCCAAAAAUGCAUCACAAAAAUAUAUUAAACAGCAAAAACAGCAACUUUCAGUACUGAUAACUAGAGCCAUUAUUAAUAAUUAAUAAUAACUGGUCUCCUUUUUGCCAGAGUAGGAUAUUUUCUGCUCAUCAAUGUCAUGCUAGUCUUGAGUAGCUAAACUUUUGACAUACAACAUGAAGUCUGAUCCACUUUCAAGCACAUUCUUUUUUAUGUGAUGUUUAGUUGCAAGUUAUAAAAAAUAUUUUAUUACAAGAAUCACAUCGAUAAUUAUUAAAUUUAUAAAAUUACAAGCAGUGCACAGAAAACCUAAAAAAUCUUUGUUUUUUUUUUAUAAAAUAAUUUACCAUCCAAAAGCAAUAAUUCCAGAUGAUUUAAUAAUUAUGCAAUCAGGUAUCUACUUUACUUGCUUUUAAGUGGCUAAAACAAAACUUUGUGUCUAAAAGUGUCUUUAAAUGUACUUACUCUCUAACCAAAAUGUUGGCAAGUCGAACAUGUAGUUCUGCUUGAGAAGUGUUCAUUGUUUCAACCCAAUUGGAAAAUUGUAUUAGAAAUUGCAUCAUGUUUUUUAUUAUCACUCUAGCAACAGAGUAAAAUAUGGUAGAGUGCGCCAGACAAUAUGAAUUGUAUUUGUAUUUAUAUGUUGGAAUGGGCCAUUGGCACAUACUCACCAUGAAAUAUUGAAAGAUUAAGAAUGCAUGGACACAUUUGUACAACAUUCUCUACAAACACAGGCAGGUUAUGAAGCUAAAUAAAUAAUGUAUAAUGAUUCAUAUAUGGCCAGAUGUGAGGUCAACAAAUGAUCAUUCAACAGGAAUCAUGCAAUAUGGUUGCCCAGCUUUCAUUAUUACAGAUGGAUCAUGAUUUGUGGCAAAUGCAGGAAGCAGCAGGACUGAAACACACAGAUGUCAUUAACUGAUGAAAACCAUGUAAAAUAUUACUGUAUGUGGGCCAAGACUGUAACAAAAAUGGCUUUGUAGUCAUGACUCGAAUACAAACUGUCAAAUAAAGCUAUUUAGAGACUGA
Molecule: messenger RNA, 3515 nt
Organism: Carassius auratus (goldfish)
Lineage: Eukaryota; Metazoa; Chordata; Actinopteri; Cypriniformes; Cyprinidae
Product: MARVEL domain-containing protein 1-like
Exons: 1
Coding region: 814-1464 (216 amino acids)
Biological process (GO): myelination
Cellular component (GO): membrane
Molecular function (GO): structural constituent of myelin sheath
Source: RefSeq, a predicted model, not a curated record